AUGGUGAAGACAUGUACCGUCUUUGAUCCAGCUCCCAUUGCUGGUGAAGCGUUCAUGAUGCAUCCUCCUGGACGGCCCUGGGUGUCCCCAGCCCCAUGUCAGCAGGCAGCCUCGGCCCCCCAGGGCACCCUCUGCACCGGACCACUGCGGGGUCUCCAGCUAGCCAUGCCCUCCCUGGGCCGCCUCCUCCCCAGGGUCCAUGCAGCUGACACCUCGUGGCGUUCUGCCCAUAACGCAGCCAUCCGGGGCUUUGUGCGGUACGGCUGGAGGUGGAGCUGGAGAGUAGCAGCCUUCGUCACAUUAUUCAACACUGUGUGCAGAGACAAGUAUACCCUCAGCCACUACGCAGGAGAGCGAAGCAGAGCGCUGUUCAUGUCUGCCUCAGUGCCCAGCCACCUGGACUGUCUGAGGGUUACUGAGAGAGCUCUGAUCAUCGCCAUGCAGGGAUUGGCUGGAGCUCUGAUCAGCACCAUGCAGGGAUUGGCAGGAGAAACAGUCCGGGAGAGGAGGGAGCGCAGAGAGCUGUAUGAACUAAAACUGGCAGAAUGGAGUGCCCGUUUGCAGUUGACGGAUGACCUGAUUGGUGAUUUGAGCAGCAGUGGGCGGAUCCAGGAUGUAGACAAGGACAUACAGAAGAUCCAGGAGCUGCUCAGUUUACCAUGGAACGAGUCCGUGGCCCAAGACUGACAGCCAAUGACAGCAGCUGAAAUACUCCGAUACCAAUCAUAGCCAUCCUCACAGACAGACAAUGGUGGGUGGGACUUUCCUCACCCCUGAGGACAUACUGGUUUCUUUUGAUGUUGACUACUCUGUUCUGUUUACUCCUGUUGAAUGGAAAAUGAGACCUACUUAUUCGCUCAACAAAAUAUGUAUUGAUGCUGUAUUAUGAUUUAUACUGUAAAUGUAAUCGCUUUGUCUGGAACUUUUAAAUGAUUUCCAACAUAUUUAAUAUAAAUGCCAAUAAUGACACAGUA
Molecule: messenger RNA, 974 nt
Organism: Oncorhynchus nerka (sockeye salmon)
Lineage: Eukaryota; Metazoa; Chordata; Actinopteri; Salmoniformes; Salmonidae
Product: complex I assembly factor TIMMDC1, mitochondrial-like
Exons: 9
Coding region: 1-687 (228 amino acids)
Cellular component (GO): mitochondrion
Source: RefSeq, a predicted model, not a curated record